Molecule: messenger RNA, 3170 nt
Organism: Erigeron canadensis
Lineage: Eukaryota; Viridiplantae; Streptophyta; Magnoliopsida; Asterales; Asteraceae
Product: disease resistance protein RPV1-like
Exons: 4
Coding region: 38-2959 (973 amino acids)
Biological process (GO): signal transduction; defense response
Molecular function (GO): ADP binding; protein binding
Source: RefSeq, a predicted model, not a curated record
UUGAAAGGCAAAGUGUAUAUAUAUAACAGUAACUUCAAUGACAUCUUCUACAUCGUCCCGUGACAAGAGCAAUGAGUAUGACGUCUUUUUAAGCUUCAGUGGUCAAGACACUCGCAGGACCUUCAUCGAUCAUCUUUAUGAUGCUCUUCAGCGCCACGGUAUUCACACUUUCAAGGAUGAUGAGAGACUCGAGAAAGGAAAAAGGAUUAAUGAUGAGCUCUCCAAGUCUAUUAAAACCUCAAAAUUAUUUAUUGUUGUUUUUUCCAAGAACUACGCGUCUUCAUCGUGGUGCUUAAAUGAGCUUGUCAAGAUUAUGGAGUGCCAAAAGACGAAUGAGCAGACUAUUUACCCGGUCUUCUAUGAUGUUGAUCCCUCUGAAGUACGCAAACAACAUGGCCUUGUUGGAGAAGCCCUUGCCGUACAUAAAAAUGAAUUAAAGGUGGUAAAAUGGAAAGAGGCUCUUAGAGAAGCAGCCAAUACGUCUGGGUGGGAUUUAAGGAAGACUGCUGAUGGGCACGAAGCUAAAGUCAUCAAGUUAAUUGUUGAACGGGUUUCACUUGAUUUACGCUCUAUUUAUAUGAAUGUGGAUGAGAAUUUAAUAGGAAUGAAACAGAGGAUGGAGAAUCUUGAGUCAUUUUUAGAGAUCGGUGUUAAUGAUGUUCGAAUGAUAGGGAUUAAGGGGAUGGGGGGUGCCGGGAAGACAACUUUGGCGAGAGUUAUUUUUGAUAGACUAUCUGUUCAGUUUGAAGCUAAAAGCUUUGUUGAGAAUGUCAGGGAAGUUUCAAAAGCGUCAUUGUCUGGUUUGUUGUCUUUGCAGAAACAGAUCAUAUCAGAUUUGUCAAAGGAUCAAGACAACAACGUAAGUAGUGUUCAUGAUGGGAAAAACAUGAUGAAAAGAAAGCUAUGUGGUAGAAAGGUGCUUGUUAUUCUAGAUGAUGUGGAUCACAAAGACCAGCUUGAGGUGUUAGCGGGUGAGGCUAAUUGGUUUAUGCUUGGAAGUAGAAUUAUUAUUACAACACGAGACGAGCAGGUAUUGAUAGCACACAAAGUAAAAUGGAUUUGUGAUGUCAAUCUAUUGUCUGAUGAGGAAGGGUUGUGCCUCUUUAGUAGGUAUGCAUUUGGCAGAAAUAUUCCAAAUGAAGAUUUCAAAAUGCUUUCUUUAAACGUUGUACGAUAUGCUGCUGGCCUUCCCUUAACAAUCAAAGUUUUGGGUUCAUUUCUCUGCGGUAAAGAUGAGCCUGUAUGGAUAGAUGCAAUAGAAAGACUCAAAACAAUUCCAUUGAAGGAUACUCUUGAAAAAUUGGAACUAAGCUAUAUGAGUUUAGAAGAUGAUUACAAAGAAAUGUUCUUAGAUGUUGCAUGUUUCCUGAAGGGUUGGGACAAAGACAAAGCUAUCAGACUACUGUUAAGUUGUGGAUUUCAUGCUAAAACUGGCAUAAGAGUUCUUGAGCAAAAAUCUUUGAUCAUGACUUCUAAAGCAUUUGAUACAGAGUUUCUACACAUACAUGACCAUUUAGAAGAAAUGGGUAAGAAUAUCGUACGCCGUUUGCACCCGGAUGAGCCCAACAGACAUAGCAGAUUGUGGAUUCAAGAAGAAAUUGAAGAUGUGUUGGCUAAUAACUUGGGUACAGAAUUGACAAAAUGCAUCAUUAUGAAAGUCACACCUGAGAUUGUUCUAGAAGGUCUUGGAAACAUGAAGAAACUUAGAUGCCUUAUUGUGGAUUAUAGAAAUUACAAUAAUGGCUUUGUUCAGAAUGGAAAGAUUGAUGGGGAUAGCCCGUACUUACCAGAUACAUUACGAUAUUUUAAUUGGUUUUGUUACCCUCAUUGGUGCUUACCCAAAAGCUUUCGAGCAAAUAAUCUUGUUUCACUGGAAAUGCAUGCCAGCAAUAUUGAACAACUUUGGGAAGGAGGAAAGGUUCUAAAGAAGCUUAUAUCCCUUGAACUACGCCAUUCAAAGUUGAGGACCCUUGACCUUGGGUUGAUUCCUAAUCUUGAGAGAUUGGAUCUUGAAGGAUGUUAUAACUUGGCCGAACUUAAUGUCCCCGUUGGAUGUCUACAAAAACUUACCUACUUAAACUUACGUUGGUGCAUCAGAUUGAAAUCGUUUUCAUUUAUCAAGCAAUUAGGAUCACUUGAGUUUCUUAAUCUUGGUUACUUGUCCCUGUUGAAGUUCCCUGAUAUUAUCCCAGGGCACUCCAAUAAUAGUUUGUUAGAACUAGAUUUUUCAUCCAACUAUAUAGAGGAACUACCAUCAUCAAUUAGUAAUCUUCAUAAGCUUAUUUGUCUAAAACUCAGUGGUUGCAAAAAACUUCAGUAUCUCCCAGAAUGCAUUUUUCGUUUGCAACGUUUAAGAAAUCUUCAUCUUGAUAACUGUGCAAUAAAGGUCUUUCCCGAUGUCGACUGUGGCCAAUUAGAAUGUUUAAACCUUCUAGAUUUAUCGAAUACAAAUAUUACACAACUUCCUGAUAGCAUUUCUCUUCUUAAACAUCUAAAAACUCUCCUCCUUCGACGUUGUGCACUUCUUGAGAAGUUACCUGAUGAUCUUAGCCGAUUAGAAUUUUUGGAGGAAUUAGAUCUAUCGUGUAAUUCUAAGAUAGAAAAUAUUCCUAGCAGCAUCUGUAAGUUGAAGCAUCUUAAAACUCUCAUUCUUGAAGAAUAUGAAGUUCUUAAGUUACCAAAUGAUAUGGGCCAACUGAAAUGCUUGAAGAAACUAAGUCUACGAGGUUCUAAGAUAAGAGAUGUUCCAGACAUCAUUUGUACUCUGAAACAUCUCCAAGAACUUGAUCUAUCUGGAUGCUCUGAACUUGAGAAACUCCCGGGGAACCUCGGAGAGUUGGAAUGUUUAAAAGUGUUAGAUGUACAAGGUACAAGCGUAAGUUAUCUUCCGCAUAGUGUUUCUUUGUUGAAAGGCCUGGUAAUCCUUGAUUCGUUUGUUGAAAGGUCUGGUUACCUGUAGUCUGGUACCAUACCAUUUCUAAAAGAUUCCGUUUAUAACUUACUUUCAUCGCGGACUGGGCAGUCAUUUUGUGAUGCAGAUUUGGAAGUCUAUCUCAUUUGUUAUAUCACAAUAUUAUAUCUUGUAAGUUCUGUAGUGUAAUGUCAACAUUCGAAUGCUAAAUUGUGCAUUGAUUCCACAAGUUAUAGUAUCAUGGGACUUUAAGCUGCUA